Messenger RNA from Solea senegalensis (Senegalese sole), 1656 nucleotides. RefSeq lists its product as uncharacterized. The coding region runs from base 7 to 1656 and encodes 549 amino acids. Gene Ontology annotation, cellular component: membrane. The transcript has 10 exons. The record is from RefSeq and is a predicted model, not a curated record. Gene Ontology annotation, biological process: transmembrane transport. Gene Ontology annotation, molecular function: transmembrane transporter activity. Lineage: Eukaryota; Metazoa; Chordata; Actinopteri; Pleuronectiformes; Soleidae.
GCAGAAAUGAAUUUUGAUGACAUUCUCUGCCAUAUUGGAGGUUUUGGACGGUUCCAGAAAACCUUGUAUGUGUGGAUCUGUCUACCUCAAAUCUUUCUUGCGUUCCACAUGCUGGUCUCAGUCUUCACCGGGGCCGUUCCCCCUCAUUUAUGCCGCUCCACGCGGCCCUCGGCGGCAGCUCCAGCCUUUUCCAACUUCAGCCUUGUGGCAGUCCCUGAUGGACGGCCGGAUUUGUCCUGCACAUUCUCCCUGAACCACAGUGACUCUGAGACUACUAAUAGACAACCUACUGGGAGGUGCCAAGGUGGCUGGGACUACAGCACCGAGACUUUCAAAAGUACCGUAGUAACUGAGUGGGACCUGGUCUGUGAUAGUGCCACCAUGAACAACGUGGGCUCCUCCAUCUACAUGUUUGGCCUACUUGUAGGAGCUGCAGUGUUCGGAAGCUUAGCUGAUAAGUACGGACGCAGGACCAUCAUCCUCGUCAAUCUGGCCACUCAGGCUGUGUUUGGUGUUGGUGCUGCUUUCGCCCCUAAUUUCUACAUCUACACUGCCUUUCGCUUUAUGGUUGGAACAUCUGUUUCUGGAGUCAUAAUAAAUGCCUUUGUCCUAGGCACAGAAUGGACGGGAUCUAAGCAUCGGAUGCUGGCCGGUAUAAUAACUGACUACUUCUUUGGUGUUGGUUACAUUUUGCUGGCUGCUGUGGCGUACCUCAUAAGAGACUGGCGCAAACUGCAGCUCACCAUUUCAGCGCCUGGCUUCCUCUUCAUUUUCUACGUCUGGGUGUUACCAAAGUCUGCUCGCUGGUUAAUGGCCAAUGACAGGAAAGAGGAAGCGUGGGAGCUGAUCCAGAAAGCUGCACACAUGAACGGGCAGCCCCUCGCCAAAGAUCUGGAGAUGUGUAAGGGGCAUGAAAAUACAGAGAAAACAGAGGUGAAGAAAAAACACUCAUGCAUAGAUCUUCUUCGUACCCCUAAAAUGAGGAAGCAGUCUUUGAUUGUUUUCUAUCUCUGGUUUGUCAAUGUGCUGGUGUACUAUGGCCUGUCCCUCAACAUCUCUGACUUUGGCAUGAACAUCUAUCUGACCCAGAUGGUCUUUGGCCUGGUAGAGAUGCCUGCACGCACCAUCACCCUGUUCACCCUCAACCGAUCCCGCAAGAUCUCCCAGCUGGCUUUCCUCGCUGUUGGCGGGACCGCCUGCCUGCUGACCGUCUUCAUCCCCUCUGAUUUAUCUGUCAUCAAAAGUGUCCUGGCGAUCAUUGGGAAGUUUGGUAUCACAGCUUCUCUGUCCAUUAUUUAUGUCUACUCUGCUGAGGUGUUCCCCACUGUGAUCAGACAAAACGGGAUCGGUAUGGGCUCCAUGUGUGCUCGGACAGGAGGCGUCCUGGCGCCUAUGAUGUACCUGCUGAGGAACAUCAGUCCUCAUGCUCCCAUGGUGCUUUGUGGCGUCUGCCCCCUGCUGGGCUCCGCCCUAACAUUGCUGCUGCCUGAGACGGCCAAUAAGCCGCUACCUGACACUAUUGAAGACAUAGAGGGAACCACACUCAGUGAGGAGGAUGGAGGCGUGCGGCCAAUCAUCUGUGAGCCUCAGCAGCAUCAGCAUAAACUGACAAACAACAGUAAGGAUGAAGAACAGCAGUUUAAUCCAGGAUGGUAA